Molecule: messenger RNA, 2004 nt
Organism: Camponotus floridanus (Florida carpenter ant)
Lineage: Eukaryota; Metazoa; Arthropoda; Insecta; Hymenoptera; Formicidae
Product: SET and MYND domain-containing protein 4
Exons: 7
Coding region: 29-1948 (639 amino acids)
Molecular function (GO): protein binding
Source: RefSeq, a predicted model, not a curated record
AAAAAUUUCAGUGGAUUACAUAUAGAUAAUGGAGAUAGCAAAGGAACUUGUAUUAAUCCUCCAGCAAAAUAAUAAAUCUCAUGUUGGAUAUGGAUUACAAAAAGAAUGUGAAGCUCUUGUAGGACACAUCCUUCAAAAUAUGAUCAGAUCACAAAUGCCUUCUUUGCAUGCUGUAAUGAAAAAUGAAGAGGAUUCUAUUAGAUAUAGGGAACAAGGUAAUCAACAUUUUGUAAUGGGCGAUGAUUUGGAAGCUAUAGAAUGUUAUACUCUAAGUUUAGCAUAUGCUAACAAUAAUGAACUUAUGGCUUAUGCGCAUGCAAAUCGAUCUGCUGCUUUAUACAGGAAAAAAUUGUAUAAAGAAUGUCUAAUAGAUAUUGAUGCAGCUUUACAUCAUGGAUAUCCAAAAGAGAAGCAGAAGAACUUGAAGGAAAGAGGAGAUAAAGCAAUAAUUGAAAUAAAAAAGUUGUUGCAAAUAGAUUCAGAGGGUAUCAAUAUAGAUCAAAAUGAUAUGGAUAAAACCUAUCUACAUGGUGAAAGUGUCAAAAAGUCUGAUAUGAAACCAAAAGAAAACGUUGAAUAUAUUGAGAAUAAAACAACAAUAAAGAAAGAUCAGUGGAUUGAUGUUUCCAAAAAACAAAAUGCGAUGGUUGAGGAAAAUUACCUCUAUUAUACAACAAAAAUCUUACCACAGAAACCGAGAUAUUUACAGAACGAUGAUUUUUCCAAGUUAACGUAUGGUCCAAGUCAGGAAGUCCCUGCCAUUAGUGAUGGUGUGACAAUAUCUUUCUCUGAAAGAUAUGGUAGACAUUACAUAGCAACACGGGAAUUUCAACCUGGUGAUAUAAUCAGCAUCGAGGAUCCUUAUGCACAUGUAAUCUAUGAAGAACGAUAUUAUACGCAUUGCCACUAUUGUCUAUCGAAAAGCUACAAUUUAAUACCAUGUGCAAAAUGUCCAAUAGCUCAAUAUUGUUCUGAAAAAUGUAGGAAACUGGGAUGGGAGGCGUGCCAUAAAACAGAAUGUCCAAUUUUAAAAUUAUUAACCAAUUUGCUUAAUGUUGAUAAAGAUAAAAUAAGAAUGAUUUCGAAGAUUAUACGAUUGUUAAUUGUAGUAACGGAAAAUGGAAUUAAAAUUAAAGAAUUGGAGCAGGAUAUGAAAAUCGCGGAAUCUAAUCCAGAUAAUAGAACAGCAGGAUUUACAGAUACUGCAAUAUUAGACAGUUUUAGCGCACGAUCUGCAUUGAGCCUGGCAACUAAUAUGACUACAAGACCGUUAAUCGGAAUUAGCGCAUUUGCUUGUAUUUCAGCUCUCGCGGUAAUUCUUUUAGCUACGCAGACGAAAUUUUUCUCUAAGAAAUACGAGAUCGAUGACUUGAAGGAUAUCAGCGAGUUUUCCGAACUUAAAUUCUGUGCCAGUAUAAUGUUUCGUGCCUGUGUAAUAAUGUCUUCUAAUUGCUUUUCAAUACAACAAGAACCAGGAAUUGUAUCAGGUUCAGGUUUGUAUAUAGCUCACAGUUUAUACAAUCACUCUUGUGCACCAAAUACAUUUCGACAUUUCGAAGGACUUACAAUGAUUACGCGUGCUUUGACACCAAUACGUGUCGGAGAUCAGAUAUUCACGAGUUAUGGUGGUGUGUACGCACACAUGCCUCGAUUCGAGAGAAAGCAGAAAAUAUUACAGGAUUAUUUCCUCGAUUGUGAUUGUCCAGCAUGUGAAAACGAUUGGCCAAUGUAUAAUGAGGUUUUACAUAAUCAUAUUGGAUCUAUUUCCAAAAAUAAGCAACUUGUGGAAAAGUUGAAGCCUUUCAAAGAAAGAUUGCUCGCGAAUAUGUACGAUAUCGAGGCGGUAAAAGCAGUUUUAGAUAUAUUAUAUAAGGAAGUUAAUACACAUCCAUGUGAGGAGAUACUCCAUGCAGAGCAAUAUUUAAAAAGCUAUUAUUUGGAUCCAUGAAAUGUCAAAAAAUAUGACAUGUAAUAGCUAAUAAAAGCUACUACAAUUUAUUUAAA